Molecule: messenger RNA, 1581 nt
Organism: Lagopus leucura (white-tailed ptarmigan)
Lineage: Eukaryota; Metazoa; Chordata; Aves; Galliformes; Phasianidae
Gene: DHRS13
Product: dehydrogenase/reductase 13
Exons: 5
Coding region: 1-960 (319 amino acids)
Source: RefSeq, a predicted model, not a curated record
AUGGGGUGGUGGCUGCUGGCUGUGGGGCUGCUGCUCUGCCUGCUGCUUCGCUUCACCCUACGCAGCCCCGCGCCGCCGCUCGCCCUGCCCCCGCUGCACGGCCGCACCGCCGUCGUCACCGGGGGCAGCAGUGGUAUCGGGGAGGCUGCGGCACGGCAGCUGGCACGGUGCGGGGCGCGCGUGGUGCUGGCAACGCGCAGUGCGCUGCGGGGAGAAGAGGCUGCGCGGCGCAUCCGUAGGGACACGGGGAACCCCGAGGUGCUCUUCAUGCCUCUGGACCUCAGCAGCCUCCACUCAGUGCACGCCUUCGCCACCGCCUUCCUGCAGCAGGAGCCCCACCUGCACCUCCUCAUCAACAAUGCCGGAGUGAGCGCCGGGGGCACGACGGAGGAUGGUUUCAGCCUGCCGUUCCAGGUGAACCACCUGGGCCACUUCCUGCUGACCCGACUGCUGCUGCAGCGCCUGCAGAGCAGCGCCCCGAGCCGUGUGAUCAUCGUCGCCUCCUCUGCACACUGUGCUGGCCGCCUGCGCAUGGCUGAGCUCGGCCGCCCACCCCCCGGCCCCUUUGCUGCCUUCCAGGAUUACUGUGACAGCAAGCUGGCCAACGUGCUGCACGCACGGCAGCUGGCAGCACGCCUGCAGGGGACUGGAGUCACUGCCUAUGCCGUGCACCCAGGUUUUGUCAACACGCAGCUGUUCCGUCACGCACCGCUGUGGUUGCAGCUGCUGUGGACUCCGCUGUCCCGGUUCUGCUUCCGCAGUGCAGCUGAAGGCGCUCGCCCAGUGCUGUUCUGUGCCACGCAGGAUGGCCUUGAGCCCCUCAGUGGCUGCUACUUCGCCGACUGCCGCCCUCUGCAGCCUUGGGCUCAGGGCAGGGAUGAUGCUGCAGCACGGGAGCUGUGGGACCGCAGCGAGAGGCUGUUGGGGCUGCAGCCCUCCUUGUGCACACCUGUGGAAUAAAUAAGUCCUGCAGUUGUGUUGCACGGUGUCAUGCAGCUCCCCAAGCUGCCCUGGUGCCAUCUUCUGCAUGCCAUCCCGUGCACACUUGCACAUGCAGAACAGCUCGUCCAGCUUUGCAAAGAGUGCAGUUGCUACAAUGCAGCACGCUCUGCCUUGCACACACAUGCACAAGCUGUGUGCACGCCCUGCCUUGUCAAUACAUGCAUGUGCACACAAAUGCUGCAGUGUGAAUGCGCUCUGCUUUGCAUAGUGCAACAAAUCACACUGUAGUGUGCACACUGCACCAUGCACUGCAUUGCACACUCUGCAACAAAGCAUGCCCUAAUGCACACACACUGCAAUGCACACACAUGCACUGCACUGCACAUGCACAUACACUACACACAUUGCAUAUGUCCUGCCUUGUGCAUGCACACACAGCCUUGCACGCACACAGUACAUGCUUUGCAACGCCUGCACUGCACUGCACGUGCCCUGCCUCGCACACACUGCAUUGCACAUGCAUGCAUACACUGCACACGUGCUGAACUGCACACACUGCAUUGUAUACAGCCUCGCACAUUAAGGAACACACUGCUGUGCACUGGCCACCCUCUGCAUGGCACGCCCUCCCCUUGCAUU